AUGUUUAAUCUAUCAUCAAUAUGGGAAACGAAAGAUUUGGUAAAAGAAUUUCGAGCACACGUUCAACAAUCCAUGUUAGAUGAAAAAAGUGCAUGGAGAUGGAUUUAUUGGGCAAUUAUGAAUAUAACAGAAUCUGUCCGAUCUUUAUCUGCAUGGCCACCAAGACAAAAAGAACAAACAAGAAAUCAAUUGCAUCAUACAGAAUCUGAUUAA
This is a messenger RNA of Rotaria sp. Silwood1, 213 nucleotides long. The record is from the annotation of a GenBank genome assembly. Lineage: Eukaryota; Metazoa; Rotifera; Eurotatoria; Philodinida; Philodinidae.